Molecule: messenger RNA, 5078 nt
Organism: Silurus meridionalis
Lineage: Eukaryota; Metazoa; Chordata; Actinopteri; Siluriformes; Siluridae
Gene: epb41b
Product: erythrocyte membrane protein band 4.1b
Exons: 30
Coding region: 140-4738 (1532 amino acids)
Biological process (GO): cortical actin cytoskeleton organization
Cellular component (GO): cytoskeleton; plasma membrane
Molecular function (GO): cytoskeletal protein binding
Source: RefSeq, a predicted model, not a curated record
UAUCUCUGCUCUAACGUCAUGGAAGCUUCGAAUGAGUUGCCUCCUUCGUCCCUGGGGUCUGGAGUAAGCAAGUGAGAGCUGACGAACAUUUCUUUUCAUCAGUUGAGCUUAUAAAAAUCUGUGUCGAAGGAGAGCAAAGAUGACAACAAUUUCUUGCCAAGUUAUACUUUUGGACGACACCAUCAUUGAGCGGGACCUGGAGAAAAAAGCAGUGGGCCAGGUUCUGUUUAAUAACGUCUGUGAUUAUCUCAAUCUGCUGGAAAGGGAUUAUUUUGGCCUGGUAGCAUGGGAUUCAUCCAAAAACAAGGUGUGGCUGGACCUUUCAAAAAAGGUUCACAAGCAGAUUAAAAGUCAUGAUGCUACAUUUACAUUCAGUGUCAAGUUUUACCCACCUGACCCUUCUGAACUGGCUGAGGACAUAACAAGAUAUUUACUGUGUCUUCAGCUGAGAAAAGACAUCCUGAAUAGCCAUCUACCCUGUCCAUCAGAUAUGUUGGCAGCUUUGGGGUCAUAUAUGAUCCAGUCAGAAUAUGGGGAUUAUAAUUCUGAACUACAUGGAAAAGAGUUCUUCAGAAACAUUCCCUUUGCACCCAAUCAGACUCCAGAGCUGGAAGAAGAAGUGAUAAAGCUGCAUCGCUCACUCAAAUCUAUGAGUCCUGCUGAUGCAGAUCAGCUUUUCCUGCAGAAUAUCAAAACCCUCGACAUGUACGGAGUACACCUGCAUCCUGCUAAGAAUGCCAUUGGAGAAGAUGUGAUGCUGGGAGUAUGUGCCGAUGGUCUAAUGGUGUAUGAGGAUGAGGAGAAGACACAGUGUUUUGUCUGGCCUAGCAUUCUGAAUAUGUUUUACAGAAACAGCAAAUUCCAGGCCAGGAUUUUAAAAUCAGAGGAGGAUACAUCUGAAAAUACUAUCAAAUUCAGUUUUUCCAGCUAUCGUGCCUGCAAAUGCCUUUGGAAAAAUGCGGUGGAGCAUCAUGCCUUCUUCAGGAAUCUUAAGCAGGCCCCAGAGGGGCUGCUACACUUCGGUUCUAGGUUUUGUUUCCAGGGACCCACACAUGCAGAAGCUCUAGAGGCAAGCUCCACCAUUAAGCGUCCAGCUCCACUUUUCCCACGUUCAGCCCUCAAAAGAAAAGCAAAAGAAACCUUUCUGGAGUCCCUAAAGCGUCCAAGUCAACCGGAGUCUGACGACUGGUUCCAAGUGCUUGACUCUGAUAAACCAAGGUCUACAUAUGACCCAGACAAGGAAAAACCAAGUGGUGGUGAGACCCUUGCUUAUAAAGAAGAAGAGGAUGGGCUGAAUAACGAGUGGUUGGGAUCUAAAGUAGAUGGGCUGGAUAAUGAGUUGUUUCAGAUGUUGGGUGGACGCCACUCAGCAUCCUUUCAGACUCAGCAAUCGUUGUCAACCUUAUCUUCAGAUACUGACAUUUUGGAAAGUGCUAAAUUGCAGCUUUGGAAACUGCAAGCAGAUGAUUGGUUUGUCCUCCUUGAACCCUGCACUUAUCAACUUCCGAAUCUCUGGCUCUUAAAGACUCUUCCAGUGAACCUGCAGUUUGAGUCCUCUCAAACUGAAAAUCAUGGAGAAGAGCUGGAGUGGGUAGAAAGAACCUCAGAGAUGAACAUAAAGGUUGUCAAAGAAGGAAAAGAGUUUGUGUUAGAACAACAUGAGGAACUAGAAACAGGAAGAAACCUAAUUAGACCAGAUAUUGUUGGAGAAGAUUUAUAUUCAGAUAAUAUAUCUAUUGAGCAACUACUGAAAAAUAUGUUGGAAAAGAUAGAACGAGAGGGAGAUGAAGAGGAAAUAGACACAGAAGUAAUGUAUGAACAGAGAACACAGAUAAUAGAAACCUAUACUAAACAAAGGAUGAGAGGGUUUGAAGAAGUAGAAGCAGAACAUGAACUGAUGCUUAAUACAGGUCAAGUGGUGUGUGAGAAUAAUUUAGAGGAACUAAAAGAAACAUUACUAGAAGUGGAGAGUAUUGAACAGAGGCUACAAGACAUAGAAAGGCUGAAAGUCAGAAUUCAGGAGGUAGAAAUGUUGGAGAGAAGACAACUACGAGAUAGCGAUGACUGGUACAUUCUGCUGGAGCACAAACUAAUUGAAUCUUCAGCACCGGCAAGACUACUAAGAGUGGACUCUUCUGAACAAAAGAAGAAAAACCUGGAAUGGAAAAGGAAGGAACAAGGAGAAAGAAAUGAUUGGUACCUUUUGUUGGAUUGCAAACCUUUGACGGUAUCUUCAGCAAUUGCAGGUCAUUCCAUGGACACAGCAGAGGAAAAAGCAGAAAUUAGACAGUGGAUAGAGAUGGAACGCCACAGAGCAAACACUGUUAUUCCUGUCCAGAUGAAAGAUGACUGGCACAUUUUGCUGGAAUCGCUUCCUCGAUCCUCACAGACUAUGAAACCUGCACUCCCUCCAACAGAAAUUGAUAUCCAGUCACCUUGGGCACAUAUGGUAGAAGAACACAAAAACUUGGGUGAGAUAAAGGAAGAGGAGAGAGCAACUCAUGUGAGAGAAACAGAUGUAGAUGUUUACAAAGAGACCAGACAGGAGGGAGUACAGGUGGUUGAAAAGCAAGAAAAGACGAUAAUAUACAAUGAAGAGAGAAGAGAAACGAUAGAAACAGCUCAUGAAAUAAAUCUGGUUCCUUCAGCAGCCACGAGACUUCAGCAAACAGUCACAAUCAAAGAAAAGGCCAUGAUCUUCGGAGAGUCACAAGUGACUGUUGGAGAAAAGGAAUGGAAAAAUCCUGCUACAGUGCGUCAGGUUGAAGACAACUGGUUUGUGCUUUUUACUCCAGUGCAGACUGAGAAGAAGGUCAUUGCUACAGAGCCUAUAACACUGAUUUCCGAAGAUGCAGAAGCAGACCUGAGACCUCAGCAAACUGUCACAAUCGAAGAAGAGGAAGUAACAUUUAAAAAGAUGCCCAUGAUCAUUAAAGAGACACAAGUGAUAGUUGGAGGAGAGGAAAGGAAAAAUCCAGCUACCGUACGUGAGGAUGAAGAUGACUGGUUUGUGCUUUUUAUGCCUGGACAUCUUGAGAAGUUCAUUGCCACAGAGCCUAUAACACUGAUUUCCGAAGAUGCAGAAGCAGACCUGAGACCUCAGCGAACUGUCACAAUCGAAGAAGAGGAAGUAACAUUUAAAAAGCAGCUCAUGAUCAUCAAAGAGACACAAGUGAUAGUUGGAGGAGAGGAAAGGAAAAAUCCAGCUACCGUACGUGAGGAUGAAGAUGACUGGUUUGUGCUUUUUACGCCAGUACAGCUUGAGAAGUUCAUUGCCACAGAACCUAUAACACUGAUUUCUGAAGAUGCAGAAGCAGACCUGAGACCUCAGCAAACUGUCACAAUCGAAGAAGAGGAAGUAACAUUUAAAAAGAUGCCCAUGAUCAUUAAAGAGACACAAGUGAUAGUUGGAGGAGAGGAAAGGAAAAAUCCAGCUACCGUGCGUGAGGAUGAAGAUGACUGGUUUGUGCUUUUAUGCCAGUACAGCUUGAGAAGGUCAUUGCCACAGGUACUAUUUUACACAAAUAAGGAUACAGUAAGAAAUAUGUUUGUUGUUCUAGAACCUAUAACACUGAUUUCUGAAGAUGCAGAAGCAGACCUGAGACCUCAGCAAACUGUCACAAUCGAAGAAGAGGAAGUAACAUUUAAAAAGAUGCCCAUGAUCAUUAAAGAGACACAAGUGAUAGUUGGAGGAGAGGAAAGGAAAAAUCCAGCUACCGUACGUGAGGAUGAAGAUGACUGGUUUGUGCUUUUUAUGCCAGUACAGCUUGAGAAGGUCAUUGCCACAGUACCUAUGACACAGAUUUCUGAAGAUGCAGCAGGCCUGAUACCUCAAAGUGCCACAAUCAAGGAAAAGGAAGUAUUGUUUGAAACAAAGCCCACAAUAAUCAAAGAAAAGCAAGUGAUAGUUAAAGAAGUGGAAAAGAAAAUUCCCGCUACAUCACAUGAGGUUGAAGAUAAUUGGUUUGUGCUGUUUACACCAGUGCAGAUUGAGAAGUUGGUUGCCACAGCAGGUUUUUCAGACACAUGGAUUCUGGAAGAAAACAGAUUAAGGGAGGUGCAGAAGCAGCAACUCAUAGAGGAGGCGAGGAGAAGCCAUGUGGUUAACGACAGAAGACUUCCUUCAUAUGUGCCUGAAGCAAAAGCAGAAGAGCGUCAUAGGGAGGUGAUUGAUGACUGGUACAUCCUGCUGGAGCCUUUUUCUAAAACAUCAGUGAGCGAGGACAGGAAGGCUGAGGAGGACAGACGGAGAAAGGAGGAGUUGAUUAAGAUUCAGGCAAAGGCAGAAGAUAGAAGAAAAAUGCCAGCUGACCAGCCAAUGACAUCAACUCCCACUGCACAAUCUGUUCGCAUCACAAGACCAACCUAUCAAGAUGAGAGUCUAAAGAGACUAGACAUCACACAGGAGAUCACACAAAAUAUAAAACAAGACUCUAAGGUGGAAACAGAGAUCAUAAUCAAGAGAAAGAGAAGAGAUAAGACAAUUGAGGGCGAGUCCAUUUAUAUUCGCCACAGCAAUCUAAUGUUGGAGGACUCUGAUGUGACUCAGAAUGUGUUGUUGAGCCAUCAUGCCAGCAUCAGUGAAUUAAAACGCAUUUUCAUGGAGGACAUGCCUGUGUUUGGCCCCACUGAGUGGGACAGGCGUCUUUCAUCAUACACUCCUGUCAUCUACCCCAAAUUAUCCAACGGCGAUCUAUUUACUGACAUAAUGAACGCAGAUGCAUUAUUGGUGAUGUGAAGUCGCUCUACCCUCUUAUCCAGAACAAAUCCUCUGUCAAAACAGCAGAAACCUUUUUUUCUUCACUGCACCAUUUUGUCAUUGUUAAUGCUUGGUAAUAUAACCUUUAUACCGUUUAUGUGCAGUAAAUACUAUAUAAACUAUAUAUUGAAAUAUAUAGCAUUAGUUUUGUUAGCCACAUUUUGAAAGCUGUGAGAAUCUGAAAAAGAACUUAAGAUGUGUGUAGGUUUAAAUAUGUAUAGGUGUGAUUAAAAAAAACUUCACUUUGAAAACAAGUAAGUUUGUUUAUUGUUUUAUAGUCUUUAUAUGGAGAUAACAUAAAUUCCACUUACAGUCUGUU